Molecule: messenger RNA, 8601 nt
Organism: Gadus macrocephalus (Pacific cod)
Lineage: Eukaryota; Metazoa; Chordata; Actinopteri; Gadiformes; Gadidae
Gene: dock3
Product: dedicator of cytokinesis 3
Biological process (GO): small GTPase-mediated signal transduction
Cellular component (GO): cytoplasm; plasma membrane
Molecular function (GO): small GTPase binding; guanyl-nucleotide exchange factor activity
Source: RefSeq, a predicted model, not a curated record
CAGGAGUGCCGCCUUGCACACAUGGUCUGCUCGGGUAAUUCUCCCACAUGAUGUAAUACCAUGGGCCAAUUAUGUAGCCCCGGCCCUUGGGCAACACACAUCCAAUCAAUAGGCACACUGCCUUUAAGCCGUCGAGGAGCCGUCGCACUGGCACUGGAAAUCAAAGCAGUGGAUAGAAAUGGGUGAUGGACGCCAAUGUCAGUCAGUCGCGGAGGGAGGGAAACAGAAACGCAGAGCACACAUCUGCAAACGCUUGACACUUCAGUGUUGACAAUUCCGAGUCAUGUGACGUGUAACGUGAAGAUGGCGCAGCUCAUGCUAUAUUGCAGUUUGGCUCAUAUUUUCUUGCACCACUCGGCCAGUUUGGACCGGUGAACCGAAUCAAGUGUCCUAAUCCCGCGUGUGAGGAUCGGAGCCCCCCGUGCGUCCUGAUCGCGGCUCGCUCAUAGCUUCAUAGCUCUUCAGACUCCUGGACUUCAUUGCGGUGCGAUAUAUAGGCUCGAGGACCUGAAACCUAAAAUUAAAUAAAUAAAUGCCGAUAGAAAAAAAAAACCUUCCUACUGAUCCAAUCGAAAUGCGGCUGUAAUAUUAGCGUUGGGAGAAUAGAUUACGGUGUGUUUGGUAGGUGGACACGGAGACUGCAUCAGAUCGGUACGACGGCUCGGAAGAACACAUCGGGACCACAUAGACCCCCCCCCCCGAGCCCAGAGGCGACGAUGGUCGCGUUUUUUCUCCAAACGUUAGGAGAAUCCGAUUCCGGUCAAGACGUGCAUCUCGAUGUGUGAGAAGGAGACAACAUCAUUCGUAGCCUUUAGCCAACGUUUAGCAUCAUCCUCUCAGGAUAUCGACAUAAUGUGACUUGGUGUGCUGAAGGAAAAGAACCAAAUAUGUGGAUACCUACGGAGGAGGAGAAGAUCGGUGUUGUAAUCAGCAGCUUCCGCUCCCCAGUAUGUCAGGCCCUGGUGCUGGAGGUCGGGGAAACCGUACAGAUCCUGGAGAAGUGUGAAGGUUGGUACCGGGGCUUUUCCACCAGGAAGCCUUCUGUCAAGGGUAUUUUCCCAACGGGUUAUGUUCACCUAAAGAAAUCCACAGUGACCAACAGAGGGCUCUGUGAGACGGUGGUGCCCCUGGAGGAUCCCAUCAUCACAGAGACCACCUCCACGCUUCAGGAAUGGGCCGUGUUGUGGAAGCAGCUCUACGUGAAACACAAGGUGGACCUGUUCCAUAAGCUGCGCCACGUGAUGAACGAGCUGAUGGACCUCCGGCGGCAGCUGAUCCAGGGUCACCUGGCCCAGGACCAGACCCGCGAGAUCAAACGACACAUCACUGUGCGACUGGACUGGGGCAACGAGCACCUGGGGUUAGACCUGGUUCCUAGGAAGGAGUUUGAGAUGGUUGAUCCGGAUCAGAUCAGCAUUUCGGAACUCUAUAAAAUGCAUGUAUCCAGCAGACACUGUGGCCAGCAAAGCACAACCCAGGGUGACGGUACGCGGCAGCGCCAUGGCGACAGUUGCCGUGUCCCUGUGUCACACCACCUCUUCAUCAACCUGAAGAGCUUCACCUACAACAGCAUCAGCGAGGACGCGGACGUCUUCUUCUUCCUCUAUGACACACGCGAGGCCAAGCAGAUCAGUGAGAAGUUCAUGGUCAGGUUGAACAAGAAUGGAGGGCCAAAGAAUCCAGAGAAGGUUGACCGGCUGUGUGCACUCUUCACGGACCUAAGCAGCAAAGACUUGAAGAGAGACCUAUACAUUGUUGCACAGGUCAUAAGAACUGGUCGUAUGCUACUGAACGACUCGAAGAAAGGCCCACCCCAUGUGCUGUACAGACGGCCCUAUGGCUGCGCCGUGCUGGCCAUGACGGACGUGUUCCACACCAUCACCGACCUCAAGGAGGAGAAGGACUUUGUGCUCAAGAUCUACACUGCCUCUCUCUCUCUCUCUCUCUCUCUCUCUCUCUCUCUCUCUCUCUCUCUCUCUCUCUCUCUCUCUCUCUCUCUCUCUCUCUCUCUCUCUCUCUCUCGGUGUGCAGGCCUCAUCAUUUCCCUGCAGCUGCUGCGGGGUGAGCUGGAGCAGAUCAGACGUGAGAACCAGGCGGUGUUCAGCAGGGCUCUGGCACUCACACGCAAACUAGGCUUCCCAGACGUCAUCCUGCCCGGAGACAUCCGCAAUGACCUGUACCUCACCCUGGAGCGGGGCGAAUUCGAGAGGGGGGGCAAGAGCGUGCAGAAGAACAUCGAGGUCACCGUGUACGUGCUCUACGCCGACGGCGACACGCUCAAAGACUGCAUCAGUCUGGGCAGCGGGGAGCCAAACACCAGCGAGCAUCGCUCCUUCGUCCUCUACCACAACAACAGCCCUCGCUGGAGCGAGAUGGUGAAGCUGCCCAUCCCCAUAGAUCGCUUCAGAGGGUCCCACCUACGCUUUGAGUUCAGACACUGCUCCACUAAAGACAAAGGGGAGAAGAAGCUGUUUGGCUUCGCCUUCACGCCUCUGAUGAGGGAGGACGGGACAACCUUGUCGGACGAGAACCACGAGCUCUAUGUUUACAAGUGUGAUGAGAACGCUACGUUCAGUAACCAGGGCCUGUACCUGAGCAUGCCCUGCUGUAAGGAGGACUUCAACAGCUGUCCCAACCUGCCCGCCAACCUGCCCUUCCAGAGGAGCCCCAAGGAGACCUUCUGGGUCUCCACGCUGCUCUGCUCCACCAAGCUCACUCAGAACGUCGACCUCCUGGCUCUGCUGAACUGGAAGGCUCAUCCCGACCGAGUGUUGGAUAUCCUGGGCCGUCUGCGGCAGAUCAGCGGGGAGGAGAUCGUCAAGUUCUUGCGAGAUGUCCUGGAUACACUCUUCUGUCUCUUAGAUGACAACACAGAUAAAUACGGACCGUUGGUAUUCCAGUCACUGGUUUUCAUCAUCAACCUGCUCAGGGACAGCCGCUUCUACCACUUCAGACCGGUGAUGGACUCCUACAUUCAGAACCACUUCGCUGGAGCGCUGGCUUACAAAGAGCUGAUCCGAUGUCUAAAAUGGUACAUGGACCGCUCAGCUGAAGUGGUCAGACAGGACCAUAUCCAGGAAGCCAUGAGGGCACUAGAGUACCUGUUCAAGUUCAUCGUCCAGUCUCGGAUCCUGUACUCGCGGGCCACCUGUGGGAUGGAGGAAGAGCAGUUCCGCGCCAACAUUCAAGAGCUGUUCCAGUCCAUCCGCUUCGUGCUGAGCCUGGACAGCCGCAGCUCGGAGACCCUGGUCUUCACCCAGGCGGCGCUGUUAAACAGUUUCCCGGAUAUAUUCGACGAGCUGCUCCAGAUGUUCACCGUCCAGGAGGUGGCUGAGUACGUGAGGGGCACCCUGGGGAGCAUGCCCAGCACGGUGGACAUCGGGCAGUCCAUGGACGUGGUUAAGCUCCAGUCCAUCGCUCGCACCGUCGAGAGCCGACUCUUCUACUUCCCCGAGUCCCGCAGCAUCCUGCUGCCAGUGGUCCUGCACCACAUCCACCUCCAUCUGCGCCAGCAGAGGGAGCUGCUGAUCUGCUCCGGGAUCCUGGCCAGCAUCUUCUCCAUCAUCAAGACCAGCGCCAUGGAAUCGUCGGUUCAGGAGGAGGUGGAGAUGAUGGUGGAGAGUCUUCUUGACGUGCUGCUACAAACGCUGCUGUCCAUCAUGAGCAAGUCCCAGGCUGUGGAGACCUCUAGGGGGCAGAGAUGCCCUCAGUGCACAGCAGAGAUCACGGGGGAGUAUGUUUCCUGUCUGCUCUCGCUGCUCAGGCAGAUGUCGGAGCUCCACUUCCAUCACCUGCUCAACAACUUCCACAGUAAAGAGGAGCUCAAGGAGUUCCUGUUGAAGAUCUUCUGUGUGUUUCGUAAUCUGAUGAAACUGACAAUCUUCCCGCGAGACUGGAGCGUGAUGAGACUCCUCACAAGCCAUAUCAUCCUGGUGACCACACAGUUCCUGUCCCCCGCGCUGCACAAGAACUUCUCUGAGGCUGACUUCGAUUUCAAGGUGUGGAACUCCUUCUUCAGCCUCACUGUGCUGUACAUCAACCAGCCCAGCCUGCAGCUGGAACCCCUCACCCAGGCCAAGAGGAAGAAGAUCCUGGACAAGCAUGGCGAUAUGAGAGUGAUGAUGGGCUACGAGCUCUUCAGCAUGUGGCAGAAGCUAGGGGAGAACAAGCCCCACUUCAUCCCGGGGAUGAUGGGACCCUUCCUCGGAGUCACGCUGGUACCGCAGACCGAGGUGCGGAAUAUCAUGAUUCCAAUCUUCCACGAUAUGAUGGACUGGGAACAGAGGAAGAACGGCAACUUCAAACAGGUGGAGGCGGAGCUGAUGGACAAGCUGGACAGCAUGGUUUCCGACGGGAAGGGAGACGAUAACCACAGGGAACUCUUCAGCUUGCUCACGCAGCUCUUUGGACCCUACCCAAGCCUGCUGGAGAAGAUCGAGCAGGAGACCUGGAGAGAGACCAGCAUCUCCUUGGUGACGUCGGUCACCAGGCUCAUGGAGAGACUCCUGGACUACAGGGACUGUAUAAAGGGGGAGGAGGGGGAGAACAAGAAGAUCAGUGGCUCCGUCAACCUCAUGAACUUCUACAAGUCCGAGGUGAACAAGGAGGACAUGUACAUCCGUUACAUCCACAAGCUGUGUGACCUCCACCUGCAGGCGGAGGACUUCACAGAGGCGGCGUUCACCUUGCUGCUCUACUGGGAGCUGCUCCAGUGGGAGGACCGGGCGCUCAGGGACUUCCUCCACUACCCCUCACAGAGCGAGUGGCAGCGCAAGGAGAACCUCAGCCGCAAGAUCCUCCACUACUUCAACAAGGGGAAGUGUUGGGAAUAUGGAAUAUCUCUAUGCCGGGAGCUGGCUUUCCAAUAUGAGGCGUUGUAUGAUUACCAGAGCCUCAGCUGGAUUCGGAAAAUGGAGGCUGCUUACUAUGACAACAUCAUCGAGCAGCAGAGGGUUGAACCAGAGUUCUUCCGGAUGGGUUUCUAUGGCAGGAAGUUCCCCUUCUUCCUCCGGAACAAGGAGUUUGUUUGCCGCGGCUACGACUACGAGCGGCUCGAGGACUUCCAGCAAAGGAUGCUGGGAGAAUUUCCACAGGCCAUCGCCAUGCAGCACCCCAACCAACCCGACGACACCAUCCUGCAGAGCGAUGCUCAGUACCUCCAGAUCUACGCGGUCACUCCGGUGUCAGACAUCACGGACGCGCCCCAGCUGGAGCGCGUGCCCGAGAGGAUCAAGAGCUUCUACCGCAUCAACAACGUCAACCGCUUCCACUAUGACAGGCCCUUCCACAAGGGACCCAAAGACAGGGAGAACGAGUUCAGGAGUCUGUGGAUAGAGCGGACCACCCUGAUCCUGUCCAGGCCCCUCCCUGGGAUCUCCCGCUGGGCUGAAGUGGAGCGGAGGGAAGUGGUGGAAGUGAGUCCUCUGGAGAAUGCCAUCUACGUGGUGGAGAACAAGACCCAGGAGCUGAGGACGCUCAUCAGCCAGUACCAGCACAGACAGCACCAUGGCAACAUCAACCCACUCAGCAUGUGUCUCAAUGGGGUCAUAGAUGCUGCAGUCAAUGGAGGCAUAGCCAGAUACCAGGAGGCGUUCUUCGAUAAGGAAUACAUCACCAGUCACCCAGAAGACACGGAGAAGGUGACACAGCUGAAGGACCAGAUGCAGGAACAGGUGCACAUUCUGGGGGUCGGACUGGCCGUCCACGAGAAGCUGGUGCAUCCUGAGAUGCGGCCGCUUCACAAAAAGCUGGUGGAUCAGUUCCACAUGAUGAGGACGGGCUUACACCAUGGUCUCCCUGGCGUGGACCGGUUCGGCCAGGCGGGCUGCUCAGGGGGCAACUCUCCCCGGGGCAUCCUGACCUCCCACAGCCACAUGAGCCCGGAGAGCAUCCGCCUCAUCCACCGACACAGCCCCCUGAACCUGCAGGGCUCCAUCCGCCACUCGUCCUCCUCCCUGUCCUCUCACACGUCCAGCGAGGCGGGGAACCUGGUUAUCCUGACGGACGGGCUGAUCGGGGAGCACCCCGAGGACUCAGGCCACAUGCAGCCCAGUCCAUCGUCCUCCAGUCUGAGCUCCAUCCGCUCCACCUCUUCUCAGGUCCUCACCUCGGCUCCGUCCAGUGCCCGAGGCUCUCCUUCGUUACCGGAUAAGGCCAAACACAACAGGGAAGUGAUGAUUCUGUUACCACAACGAGAGAGGGCUAACAACUCCAUGUACUACACACUGGCUGAGAACGGACAGAACAACCACAUGCAGCGUGCCUUACUCCAGCAGGUCAGCCCCUGUAAGCCGUGCACGGACCCCCACAUGAACCUCCCAGAGAAAGGGCACUUCCUGAUGCACUUUGAUGUCCAUCACCAGAACAGUGACCCGCCCCCCGCCUUGCCCGUCCGUUCUCUCAGAAAGUCCCCCCUCCACCCCAUCCCCGUCCCCACCAGCCCCCAGUCGGCGCUGGGCGGCAGCAACUCCACCCUGUCGGGCAGCGCCAGCAGCGGCGUGUCGUCCCUGAGCGAGAGCAACUCUUCGGGGGCCAGUACCCGGACACGGGGCCCAUCCGGAACGACGGCCCUGGAGCCCCUCCCCAGCCACCUGUGGUCCCCGCCGGAGGAGUACCUGGCCUCCCCCUACCUGCACAUCCACUACAGCGGCCCGGACAUGGACUCUUGCCGACCCGGCGCGGCCCUUCCACUACCGCAGCCCCGCCUCGCACCCCCAGCAGCAACCGCACCCCCACCCCCACUCCCACUCCCACGCGCACCCGCACGGCGGCCACCACCCGCACCAAUCCCACCCGCACCAACCCCACCCGGGGAUGGACGGCCACGGCCACGGCCACGGCCACGGGCCCCAGCCGCAGCUGGCCAUGCCCAUGGCGUCCCACCACCACCACCACCACCAGCACGGGGCCGUGCACGGGGCCCAGCACCACGUGCCCUACCGCCGGCCCCAGCCGCCGCCCGCCGUGCCGCCCAAGCCCUACCUGAGGGAGGGCUGCAUCCCCGAGGAGGACCUGCAGCCCCAGCCCGUCCCGCUUGCCCGGAGGAUCUUCCACCCCCAGCACGGCCACCGGGACGAGCUGGCCAAGCACCCCUGGGAGCAGUGCAUCAGCGAGGAGCACGAGGAGGCGCAGUGAGGAGGAGGAGGAGGAGGGCAGGACGAGGACGGAGGAGGAGGAAGGGACGGAGGAGGAAGGACGGCGGCGAGGGGGGGGGGGGGUGGUCCCCUAGCUGGGGGAGUUGUUGAGUUUUAGAGACGGCGUUCUUCUCCUCGUCUUCCACCCUUCAGUGCACCGAGUCAGGGAGGAGGGGCCUGGUCGGGGCCGGGGGGGGGGAGGGGCGCGUCACCAGCCCCGUCAGGCAUGGCGGUUUUGACAGGAGGAACACGAGGAGAAGGCCUUUGACGUAUAUCGACGAGGCGCACGCGCUGUCACUGUGCUCUGUGUCGGCCUCUGGUGCGACGCAAAGGGGAUUUUAUCUGUCGGUCAAACACAGGGCAGGGAUGUCUUUUUGCUUUCUCGAUUUGAUAUUGAUUGUACACAAUGGUACAACGACGUGUCUGUGAGCAUGUGUUUUCAUUUUGAGAAUAAUUAUAUGACAAAGCGUUCUUGUGACAGAGGACCACCACCCCUGAUCUUUAAGCAACAUGAUCGGUAUAAGCUAAGUGUGUCAGAGGACGUAACCUUCAGCCCCCUUUCACCCCCCCCACGCUCCCUUGCUUCAUGACAACACAACGUCUGCGGCCCUCGAAGAAGGUUCUCCAUCCCUCAGUGAAGCAACCCAAAAAUGCUUUAUUAUUAUGAGGGGGAUUUAUUGUUUUUUGAUAAAUUUGCUAAACUAGGGUCUUCUCAAAAGCUAUGUCCAUCCUGUUUUUUGAAACACUGUUAAGGGCUCCUUAAUAGUGAGUCAUCAGAAACAGCACAUUGGUGUGUUUGUGCGUGUGCGUGUGUGCACGUGAGCCUGCGUGCGAGUGUGUGUGCGUGUGUGUGCGUGUGUUGUUCCCCAGCUUUCCUAGAACCAAGGCGAUACUGUAUCUUGAACUUGUAUCACCUUUGUGGACCUCUGGACCUUCUAAAGGCAACACGGACCUUGUCAGUCGUAGACGACCCCCCCCCCCCCCCCCCCCCCCUCCCAUCCGUUCCAUCGCGGACGGAAAUCCACGUGAAUGUAUUCAAAUGAGAUGUUUUAUCCGUGAUUUCACAAGUUGCAAUUCUCCUUUCAGUUCAAGUGCUUUUUUAAGUUCAAACUCCUUGGUUGGAAUCUCUUAGCUCUUAUUCUUUCCGUAUGUUUUUUAAACGUGACCGGGAUGUCUCUUGGGGGGGGUUGACCGAGAGAACUCUGCAAGACGGAUGGAAAGGAGUGGCGUGGUUUGACGGCUAUGCUCGGACGGACCGCUGGAGAGACUAUUUUGAUCAGGUCAAACUCACUGAGCUGGUCCAAGACUAGUCACGGACAGAAGCCAUUACCCUGGAAGUCAUGAGUGUAGGAUGAAGAAGAAGACUCUUUGCCUUCGCCACACCUAAGACACCUGGCGAAAACCAUGGACACUGAACUUUACACCGAGACACCCCUCUAUGUCUUUCAGAUGCCCUCUCCCUUUAUGC